This is a messenger RNA of Toxotes jaculatrix (banded archerfish), 3326 nucleotides long. RefSeq names its product protein sel-1 homolog 3. NCBI's taxonomy places the organism in Eukaryota, Metazoa, Chordata, Actinopteri, Toxotidae. Bases 20 to 3091 code for a protein of 1023 amino acids. The transcript has 23 exons. The record is from RefSeq and is a predicted model, not a curated record. Gene Ontology annotation, molecular function: protein binding.
UUACCGCUCUCUGUGGACCAUGGAUUUCCAUUCACUGUACAAAUACGUCUGUCACCUGUUUUGCCUCAGUGUGCAGAUUGUCUGGGGUCUAGAUGAAGUGACACUCUUGAAUCCUCCAGAGGAGGCUCUGCCAGACCACCGUUUGAAAAUACUUUACUCUUGUGAUGAACCUGCUACAGUACAGCUGGACUGCAUUGUAUCUUUUGACACUGGAAUCAUUUCCACACACCUGCUAAGACAGUGGAGUUGUGUCCCCGGUGACCCUAAAAUAAGGACUGUGGAACUGAACCUGCCAGACUGGCUGGUGUAUCAAGCUGAUGGGAUUGUUCCAGACUCUCACUGGGUGCUGAGUUGCAUCCUUCGAGCCUCGGUCAGAUACAGUGGAUUUGAUGACACUGAGGGAUCUAUCGCAGCUCAGGAUGUGGCAACUUUACAGCCUAAGCCCUUCUUUAGUCGACCAGUCAAACAGCAUCAACUCUGCACUGCCUGGAGUACACAAAUGCUGCAAUUAACUCAACAGUUUUUAAAGAAACAAUGUCCUUUGGAGCAAGAAACAGUGCAUUUGCUGACUUCAAUUUAUGCUUCAACUGGAGAAAGCUUUGGUAUCACAAAGACACUAGACCCUUACAGCAGUGUGCUCCUGGAAUACUUGCGAGUUAAAGCCAUCUCUUUUCCAUGGUGUUUGUUCUCCAUCUGGAUAUUUGUGACCAGACGCUGCCAGGAAAGCAUGUGUGGAGUGCUUCAUCAUAUAGACUCUAAUAAGAACUUUGUCACACCAGCAGUGUUCCUCACAAAUUCAGGCCAGCUACACAUCCAAAUGAAUGGAGAGGCUGAGGAAUCCUCUGCAUUUCUCUCUCCAUUCAAGGUGCCUUUAAGUGAGUGGUGCCAACUCAGCGUGAUGCUGCACGGCAGAACAGUGACUGUCUCGAUGGUGUGCAUUGAUAAGGAGCAGAGAACGGUUCAAUCUACAGAAUAUUUGCUGAGACAUUCACUCAGGCUGGAUGACACACAAGGAUAUUUUGUGAUUGGAGGAGGGAAAUAUAUAAGAGGUGUGGAAGGGUAUUUUGGACCGGUGGUUUACUACCGCAACAGAAUAUCACCUCACAGCAUGUCUGAAGCUGUUAUUCCAGAUGUUAUUAAGAACGUGAACCUCACUGGAUGGCUGCAGACUUGUCAAGAAUUUCAUCUCGAGUUGAUUGUGAAAAUCAGCGGCUAUUCUCUCAAGGCCGAACAGAGGGCAGAGUCUGAGACCUGUUUUGAUGCUUUAUAUAAGUGGAUAAUAAAGGACAAACUACCAUCAAAUUCACAGUGUGAGCAAUGGGAGGCAACUGUCCCUCACAGAAGACAAGCUGCAAAACUGUCCAAGUUAUUUGCUUUCAAACAUGGAGGAAAAAGGGUUAACCUGUCAGCUGUGGGCAGAGCACUGUACUCCUUAUCACUUCAUAAGCUGGGCAGAGCAAGCAGCACUGGAAUGGUCAGCAGAAUAUUACCACUGCUGCUCCAAGCUGGCUGCUUAGCUGAUAACAGGGCUCUGCGCAUGUCGUCAGUGCUCUACAGCACUGGCCUGGGAGUCAAGAAACAGCCCAGUAAGGCUUGGCUUCUUGCCCUGCUGGCAGCCCAGAAGGAUGAUCGAUUAGCACUUCUGCACCUUGGGCACCUGCACCACCACGGGAUUCAAGGUCUCCCUGCAGACCCAGAUCUGGCCUAUGCAUAUUAUGCAAACAUUGCUAAACAGACAACUUUAGACCGUCAGAGUCCCUCAGCAGAGCAGACGUUUGUUGAGGCUGUCUACUUGAACAACGACGAGGUGUUGAAUCUCCAGACCAAUGAAGACCAUCAUAUCUUCCAAUGGCUGAAACUGCAGGCACGCAGGGGAGCAGCUGAAGCUGAGCAAACUGUUGCUCGCAUGCUGUUCUGGGGUCAGCAAGGAGUGUCUCCAAACAUCCAGGAGGCUGUGAGACACUACGAAAGGGGAGCUGUCCAAUGGGAGGACCCAGUGUCAAUGUACGACUAUGGCAUAGUCCUAUUGCAGGGACAUGGGGUUGAAAAGGACGUUCCAAAAGCUGUCACUUUCCUCAAGAAAGCAAUGGACAAGGGUUUUGUUCCUGCAAUCAAUGCCUUGGCCUGGUAUUAUGAGCAGUUUGAACAGGACUACAAGCAGGCAGUGCAGCUGUGGGAACAAGCCGACCUCCUCGAGAGUCCGGAUGCUGCUUUGAAUCUUGGUGUUGUGUACUCACAGGGUCUGUAUCCAGGAAAAGCUGCUGACCAGUAUAUGGCCUAUAAGUACUAUCUGAAGUCAGCAGAAAGAGGGAACAUCAGGGGAGCACUUCACCUCGCAGACAUCUGGACCACGGGGUUACCUGGCUACAUCAACAGACAUCCAUCAGAUGCUGUUUUAUGGGUAAAGUGGGCAGCUGAGCACAACGGAUACCUCGGCAGCGUCUUACGGAAGGGCUUGGACUCAUAUCUCAGGAGUGACAUGUUCAGCUCACUGUUAUAUUUCAUGAUGGCCGCUGAGGCUGGGUACGCAGCUGCACAAUUCAAUGUGGCAUAUCUGUGUGAACAAAAUACGGGAAGUUUUCUGGAUCCUGCUUUUGCAUCACAGUGUAUGAGGAGAUAUUACAACCUCACAAUUCACAGUCAAAAUCCUGACACUUAUGCCUUCAUUAGGAUGGGUGACCUGUUGUAUGAGGGGCUGGUUGAUGGGCAGAAGGACUUGUUUUCUGCAGCAGAAAUGUACAAACUGGCAGCAUUAAGGAACGAUCCACAGGGAUGGUACAACCUCGGCCUCCUUGCUGAAGAGGGUUACAAGCUGCCGCUGUCAGCACUGACUGAACUGGGCCUUUCAGAGUUGUACCUGGCAGAAAACAGUUCGGUUCUAAGUGCUUUGUACAAAAGAUGCAGAGACUCAGAAGAUGCAGAUUCCUACUUGCCUUGCAGCCUUGCCCUCUUCAACGUGUAUCUUCAAUCAUUCCAAAAGCACUACAGUGCUACUAUUAAGUUGUCCACAGCUGUUGCUGUGGUUGCAGCUCCAACGAUAUUCUUAAUCAUCUUCGGUGUGCUCAGGAGACGUGCCCUGUCUCUCAGCUAGAGCAAAGAUUCUCAUGAGGAUCAUCAGCACAACAAACUGAGGGACUAAAGAGGAGAGUCAACCUCCACAGCAACAGCACAAUAUUUUGUCAGUUUACAUACUGCAUGUUUACUGUGCGGCCACUGAAAUAAUAACUGUGAUUGUCAUCAUAAGAAUGAAUGUUUUGUACAUGCCUGAAAAGUUUUUGGUUUUGUGAGUUUUGUAUUAUUGAAAGAAUGUAUUGACUUUAAAUGAA